GAUAGAAAUCAGUUGAUAACAAAAUCUCAACCAGUUAACAUUCAAAUUGUAAGUAUCCGAUAAUGGAUAGAACCGAAUUUGUUCCUAGUAUACCAAAGUAUUUGGAGGAUGAACUGAGCAUAAUAGCGAAAAACCAUCAGUUCCUGGAAUAUACAAUCCAACUAGAUAAUGGAUCCAAGCAUGGAGACGGAUUUAUGGCAACUAUGGUUGGAGUAACAUUGAGAGGUCAACAGUACCACAAUGGGCUCAAAAUGAACUUCGAACUGCCACUGAUAUGCAAACUAUUGCCAGAUAGCAUUGAAAGACGAGAAACAUUCAGUGCGGCAGUUUUAUUCGAACGAGAGGUCUUUUUCUACAAAACAGUUUUGCCAAUUUUCAUCAAGUUUUUGGAGGACAGGAACAUCAAUGUCCACGACGAAUUUUCAAUGUACCCAAAAUGUUUCGUUACGCUCUACGAACCGCAAUUGGAUCACCAUUUAAUUAUAAUGGAAAAUUUAAGAUCGUCGGGCUACGACAUGUGGCCGAAAACGGUUCCAAUUGACUUCGACGCAGCUGCUGGAGUUUUAACCGAAUUGGGAAAGUUUCAUGCAAUAUCUCUUGGUAUACUCGAUCAACGGAGAGAGAUUUUCGAUGACAUAUUUCGGCUUUCGGAACCGUUUCGUGAAUUAUUCAAAGGAAAUGGUGCCACUGAGACGAUGGUGUCCGGUGCUAUUCAAGAAACCAUCGAUGUGUUGGAAGACGAAACAGAAAUUGCGGUAAUGCAAACGGUGAAGGACAAUUACGAGAGUUGGUUUCGGGAAUACUUGAGCUGCGAUGCAGCUGGAAGGUUUAGUGUACUGAAUCAUGGUGAUCUAUGGAACAAUAACAUGAUGUUCAACCUGAAGUCCAAUCGUCAACAAUUACGUUUCGUUGACUUUCAACUGCUACGAUUGGCGUCACCUGUUCUUGACAUCACAUACUACAUAUGCUCAUCAACGACCCAGGAAAUCCACCAACGUUUCAAUGAUCUGCUGAAAAUCUAUUACGAUGCGCUAGCAACAUUUCUCACAAAAAUGGGAAGUGAUCCGAACAAAUUGUUUACUUUUAACGAUCUGCAAGACCAAUUCCGACAAUUUGGUAAAUAUGGACUGAUCUUUACGCCGAUAUUGGCUGGUGUAAUGGUGUCGGAAUCGAAAGAUAUAAUUGACAUGGACUCAAUAAAGCAGGAUACAGCAGUCGCUGGGCUGGCAGUGUUGAAUCAAAAAACGAAAAUGUUGUUGAAAAAUCGAAUGAGUUCGGUCAUUCAACUAGCAAUUGAGCAGAAAUGGGUUUAGUUAGAGUUCAUUGAUGCAUCAACGUAGUCUAUUUGAUAUAGCGGUAA
Molecule: messenger RNA, 1360 nt
Organism: Bradysia coprophila
Lineage: Eukaryota; Metazoa; Arthropoda; Insecta; Diptera; Sciaridae
Source: RefSeq, a predicted model, not a curated record